GGGGAGGGGGAGAGGGGUCCAUGCAACCCGAGGUUGCCCUAACCAUUAGGUGUCUUGAGUUGCUGCCACAAGUUUCCCUUGCACUCUGCUUAACAGAACUCCAAUUGAACCAACUGCGUUGCUUGCCGCAAUUCCAUCCCCCUCUCUCUCUCUGCUCAUCACCCAACUGUCCUAACACAGCGCUUGCGCCAUUCAUUUUCUCACCACCUCCUCAUUCGCAUGCAAUGCUCUCCGCCUUUCUCCCACUGGAGUUAAACUGUUCAUUCAGGUCAGCUCCCCUUUCUCGUGUUGCCUUAUGCACUCUUUUAUCUUCCAUACUUAGUCGCUCCCUCGCCUCCCCAUCUCCUUCGUUUCUACCACUCAUUCUCUGAGCUUUGAUUGAUUUGCUAAGGGCCUCCGUGAGUCUUGGCGACGCUUUAGUUGGUAACAAUCCAAGAUUCAUAUCGAAGUGCGUAUUUUGACGCGGCUUUUAGGACACGAAGUGCAGACUUAACAGAAGCCGCUAUGGAAAGCACGGCCGAACUAGUGGAGUUCCCGCUGCUAAAGCAAUGGGUUGAUUAUACCUACAGACCGUGCACAAUCCCAUGGCGAUUUCCUUCUGAUAAACCACACCAGGCCACUCCCACUGAGAUUUUAUGGAUCGAAUUGUUUCGAAAAUCGAUUCCAAGUUUUAGGAAACAGGCGGAACUUGAUUCGACUGUGACAGAUGCCCCUGCUAAAGCUGCCAAGUUUGCCCUGAGAUAUGGAGAAAUUUUGGAUGAUAUGUUGGCCGAUCCAGAGAGUCAUGGCGGACCACCGGAUUGCAUCCUUCUCACAAGGCUCCGCGAUGUUGUCCUCCGCGAAGUAGGAUUCUAUGACAUUUUCAGGAAGGUCAAGGAUGAUGAGAAUGCAAAGGCUCUAGCGUUGCUGGAGGGAGUAAUUGCCCAGGCUGAUGCAAUUAAAGACGUAGGAGCUCGUAUAGACCAUCUUGUGAAGGGUGUGUUUUCUGGAAAUAUCUUUGAUCUCGGAGCAGCACAGCUAGCGGAGAUCUUUGAGUCUACUGGUUCAAAUUUUCAGGACAGUUUUGAGAAAUUGCUUCCUCGCCCGUGGGUGUUGGAUGAUCUGGAUAUUUUUAAACAAAAAUGGAUAUGUAAGCCUUGGAAAAAGGCAGUGAUUUUUGUGGAUAAUUCAGGGUCUGAUGUUGUGUUGGGGGUCUUACCAUUUGCACGGGAGCUUCUUCGAAGAGGAACAAAGGUGGUGUUAGCUGCUAACGACAUGCCAUCCAUCAAUGACAUUACGUACGAAGAGCUAGUGCAAGUUAUCUCAAAAGCUAAACACGUGACGUCAGACGGAAAAGAAUCGUUUUACGGCGUGGAUGCACAGCAUCUUAUGGUUUUGAAUUCUGGAAGCGAUUUGCCAGUUCUCGAUUUGUCUCAUAUUUCUCCAGAACUGGCUUAUGCAGCAGAAGAUGCAGAUUUGGUUGUGAUGGAGGGAAUGGGGCGUGGUAUCGAGACAAAUUUGUAUGCACAGUUUAAAUGUGAUUCGUUGAACAUUGGAAUGGUGAAGCAUAAGGAGGUGGCCGACUUUCUUGGUGGACGGCUCUAUGACUGCGUUAUCAAGUUCACUGAAGCCAUCCCCUAGGAUCUCUGCCAGUUCUAGCUCAAGCAAUGUGUUUUUGCUCAAGCGUGUAGGCUGCCACUUCCUGACGUUAUUGUUUUACCCUGGAUACAGUUGUCAUUGUAGAGGUUGAAGGUUACUGGAUCACUGCAGAUGCCUCGAAAAAUCAAUUAUUGGUAGCUUAAAGGUUGUAUUUUAUUAUAAGUUCUGGUGUCCACCUGAAUGACCAUUCUUUCUUUAUAUGAUUUAUUGUAAUAAUCAUUCUUUACACCUUUCAAUUCUUUCACGUA
This is a messenger RNA of Physcomitrium patens, 1886 nucleotides long. NCBI's taxonomy places the organism in Eukaryota, Viridiplantae, Streptophyta, Bryopsida, Funariales, Funariaceae. The record is from RefSeq and is a predicted model, not a curated record.